UUACUGACACAUCGUCGGCGUAAAUGUUGUUUUUGUUACUUUAUCAGUGGCUUGAAUUCAUGUGAACCCCCCUGAACUAUUGCUGAGAAGUUGAACUUUUUUAUGAGCUGCUGAGCCUUGGCCUGAAACUGCAACCUUGUACCAGCCGCUGAAGGAGGAUCAGAUUCUGCUGUCAGACUGCGCCUCAUCUCUGGCUGUUCAGGCCUACCUCAGGAUGUGUGGUCUUCCAGUGCAGGUGGUUUGCAGAGCAAAUGCUGAAUACAUGUCACCCUCUGGUAAGAUUCCCUUCAUCCAUGUGGGGAACCAGGUCGUGUCAGAGCUGGGGCCCAUAGUGCAGUUCACCAAAGCUAAGGGUAAUUCUUUGAGCGAUGGCUUAGACGAUGUUCAGAGAGCUGAAAUGAAAGCGUACAUGGAGCUGGUCAACAACAUGCUGCUUACUGCUGAGUUGUACAUCCAGUGGUGUGACGACGCUACAGCUGCUGAGAUUUCACGUCCCAGAUACAGCAGUCCUUACUCGUGGCCUCUCAAUAACAUCCUGGCCUAUCAGAAGCAGUGGGAGGUUCGCAGGAAGAUGAACGCCAUCGGCUGGGGAGGGAAAACACUGGAGCAGGUUUACGAGGAUGUGAGUCAGUGCUGCCAGGCACUCUCCCAGAGGCUGGGAACACAACCGUACUUCUUUAAUAAACAGCCCACAGAACUGGACGCGUUGGUGUUCGGCCACCUCUUCACCAUCCUGACCACCAGACUGACCAGCACUGAGCUGGCAGAGCGGAUCAAGAGCUACAGCAACCUGCUGUCCUUCUGCAGACGCAUCGAACAGACCUACUUUGAAGACAAGAGCUCUUGAAGGAAUGAAACGUCUCUGUAUGAUCUCCUCUUGUACAUUCGGCCCCUCCUUCUCUCAUUCCCUCACUGUAGCACUGACGAGCUAAACACAGCUUGUAUUCACACACCUGUCCCCACGUGAUGCUUGCUCUCUGUCUCCCUUUUGCUUCGUACUUGUACAUUGUUGCAUGCUGCUGACAGAAGUGCAGAUGAGUCUUUGAAGGAUGAAGAAGUGUCCACUGCACAAAUACACCUAAAAGUAUCCUAAAGUCACAGUGAAGAUCACCAACACAUAUGUACCAUUUAAAAAAAGUUUAACACAGACUCAAUAAUGACAUUUAUGUGAACACACUGAUGAUCUGCAGCUCUUUUAGUUUAACUGCUUCAGGAAGCCACCAAAUGAAUUUUCACCAGACCACAGAGCCUUUACGUUUGCAGCUUUAUAGGAAGUAAAUAAUGAUGCAACUCCUCACAGACUCCAGAAGGAGGUCAGACGUCAGCUGCAGGUGCUCAAGGACACUUCAGCAGGGUGGAUGCUUCCUAACACAGAGGCUUAUUUAUAUGCUCUUACUGUUUGUCACUGUUUCCACUGUCUUCUGCUCCGACAUGUAUCAUAGUGUAUCUACUGCGAUCCACUGAGUCUCAGAGAGGCUUCAGUCCGACUGAUUUUUUUCCUAGAAGCUUGUAAGAAAGACGAGGCAGCGUUGCUUCCCUCUGUACAAAAACACAUGAAUAUAAUGAUGAAGAGGAUGUGACUUAAUCCUUAGUUAUUCCACCGUUGUUUUCUUUGUGUGAAUUAAAAGUGCCUACAGAAUAAAAGUCAUUUAACUGAA
Molecule: messenger RNA, 1658 nt
Organism: Epinephelus lanceolatus (giant grouper)
Lineage: Eukaryota; Metazoa; Chordata; Actinopteri; Perciformes; Serranidae
Source: RefSeq, a predicted model, not a curated record